Musca domestica (house fly) is the source of this 1993-nucleotide messenger RNA. RefSeq names its product cytochrome P450 6g1-like. The coding region runs from base 224 to 1723 and encodes 499 amino acids. Gene Ontology annotation, biological process: response to DDT; insecticide catabolic process. The transcript has 3 exons. NCBI's taxonomy places the organism in Eukaryota, Metazoa, Arthropoda, Insecta, Diptera, Muscidae. The record is from RefSeq and is a predicted model, not a curated record. Gene Ontology annotation, molecular function: heme binding; monooxygenase activity; oxidoreductase activity, acting on paired donors, with incorporation or reduction of molecular oxygen.
AUUUUGUUGUUAUUAUUAAAUUAUUAAAUUUACCCACAGCAAUCUAAACUUUUUGUUGUUGGUAUUCUGGCGAACCUUUCAUAUACAAAUUAUGUUGUCAAUUUUAAAAUCAUAGAUCAAUUAUCAUUUGAUUAUAUGAAAGCUGUAGUCAUUUUGGCUGGGUUGGUAUCAAUUCGACGCAAGAACUGAAAACUUCAGCUUGAAUUAAAAACCUCAGUUAGUUAUGGAUCGUCUCUUAUCGUUGUUUGGUGUGAUUUCGCUUUUUGUCUUGCUUAUCUAUCGUUGGUAUAGAAAACAUUUCGAUUUUUGGAAACACCACCCAGUGGUGCCAAGUGUUCCGGGUCGUAUCUUCGGAGGAAAGUUUUCCAAUGAAGCUGCUGUGGGAAUUUACGCCUUGCGCCCGGCUCUUUUGCUAAGAGACCCCGAAUUGAUCAAGUCCAUACUCAUACGGGAUUUUAAUUGUUUUGCCAAUCGCUAUGGACGCAGUGAUCCCCAUGCCGAUCCCAUUGGUGAUAAGAGCUUGUUCUUUGCACGCUACAACAGCUGGCGGGAAUGGCGCCUCAAACUCAGUCCAAUAUUUACCAGCGGAAAAAUGAAGCAAAUGUAUCCCCUCAUCCAGCAGGUGGGUGAGAAUUUGGAGGAGUAUCUGCACAAGAGGGGCGAGCGUUUUGUGUGUGAGUGCAAACAAUUGGCAAUUCUCUUUACCAUCGACAGCAUUGCGACAACAGUUUUUGGCGUUGCCACCAAUUCUUUGGAGAAUUCUUCAUCCCAGGCCAUAACCCAGCAAAUCCGACAACUGGUGCUGUUUAAUUUGAGAAGGGCCCUGAAUUUCUUUGUUGUCUUCAUGGCGCCCAAUUUAAAUUGGCUCUUUAGGCCAUCGAUUUUCUUUAGGGAAACUGUGGAAUUUUUCAAAACCCACACAACACAAAAUGUAGAAGAACGCAUUAGAAAUCCAAUUAGGCGCCCCGAUAUGAUUGAACUGGUGGUUAAACUCCGUAAUGAGGUGGUGGAAAAAGGUGGAGAUAUCAAAGAAUUUAUGGAGUAUAUUGUGGCCCAAACGGUGACAUUUUUUUCGGGUGGCACGGAAACCUCUUCAACAACAAUUGCCAAUGUUCUCUUUGAAUUGGCCAAAAAUCCUCACAUCCAGCAACGUCUAAGGCAAGAGCUGUUGGAUGCCUUCUCUAGGGGAAAUAGUUCCAUAUCUUAUGAGGAUCUAAGUGAAUUGGAAUAUCUGAGCAUGGUGGUGGAUGAAACGCUGCGUAUGUAUCCAGUUUUCCCUUUAAUUGAAAGGCAAUAUUUGAAUCCCAAGAAGGAGGUAUCUGAGGGAUACUCGCUGAGGCCAUUCUACGAUUUUGAAAUACCAAAUGGCAUGCCGGUCUAUAUUUCGGUCUAUGGUUUGCAUUAUGAUGAGAAGUAUUGGACCGAUCCUCGAAAAUUUGAUCCGGAACGUUUUUCACCAGAGAAUAAGGCGAAUUUAAAUCCUAUGAUUUAUUUACCUUUUGGAGGUGGUCCCCGCAAUUGUAUUGGCGCCCGAAUGGGUCUGAUACAGGUUAAAACAUGUAUUGCAUACAUCUUGAAAAACCAUCGUAUUGAAAUAUGUUCGGAAACGAAUUUGCAAACGAAAUUUAAUCCCAAGGCAUUUGUAUUACAAGUCGAGGGCGGUAUCAAUUUGGAAAUAGUUAGAGAUGAAUUAUAUAAAAGAUCCGUAACGAAGUUGGAAUGAAAUUUGAAAAAAUAGCCUUAGAUAUGAAAAAUAUUGGAAUAAUGUUUUUAAAUAAAAGGUAUAUAUGCUACCGCUUGGAAAAAUUCUGAGAAAUUCCGCUUUAGUGGUCAGUGGAAAACUAUCAUUAAAAAUCCAAGAUUGUUGGUCCUUGAUUUUGUUUUUAAAUGUAUUUUUUGUCUGCAGAAGUUCAUAAUAUCCCCUGUCGAUUCUUGGAAAUCGCGUUACACUUCCAGUCUUGUAACAUAAUGUGAGUUUCCAUUUUUCUCGGAC